Messenger RNA from Phaeoacremonium minimum UCRPA7, 1920 nucleotides. Its product is annotated as putative c6 zinc finger protein. The record is from RefSeq and is a predicted model, not a curated record. NCBI's taxonomy places the organism in Eukaryota, Fungi, Ascomycota, Sordariomycetes, Togniniales, Togniniaceae. Bases 1 to 1920 code for a protein of 639 amino acids. The transcript is spliced from 2 exons. Gene Ontology annotation, biological process: DNA-templated transcription. Gene Ontology annotation, molecular function: DNA binding; zinc ion binding.
AUGAACGGGAUCAACAGCCCGCCAUCGAGCCCAAGCCUGGCACCCACCCCUGGCCUCCUUACGAGCGAGAUGGUUAAGGACUGCAUUGAAUUCUUCUUCGCCAACAUGUAUCCGACGAUGCCUAUCCUUCACCGUCAACGGCUCGAGCAGCAGGCCAUGUAUAUGGACCAGAGCCUCGACACCUACUGCCUGCUCACCUCAUUGUGUGCCUUCAUGAUGAUCCAGCCAGGAAUGGGAAUGCCCGGAGGCGACCCAUACGGACUUGACAGCAUGCCCGGGGCUAACAUUGUUUCUGGCACCUUGUUGAUGGAAGAGACCGUCCGUGUGCGCAAGGCAUACGACUAUCUUGAUUCACCCACUCUCAACACGCUCUGCACCAGCUAUUUUCUCUUCGGCUGUUACUAUGGACUAGACCUCCACGACAAGGCUUGGUUCCACCUUCGAGAGGCCACAACACUUGCCCAUCUCAUUGGAAUGAACAAGGAGGACACAUAUUUGCAGUAUGACAGCGUUGAGGCGUCCAGGAGACGUCGUCUCUAUUGGCUGCUGUUUGUCACCGAACGAGCCUAUGCCUUGCAGCGCCACCGACCUCUAACACUGCAAGCCACUAUUAACCAGCCCACACUCGGCGAUGACCCAGCCGACCCCUUGGCUCACCAUCUGAACGGCUUCAUUCUUCUCGUGAAUCUGUUCCGGCCCUUCGACGAUGCCUUUGUUGCACUGUGGAACAAGGGUCGCAAUGACUGCUCCGCAUCGUAUCUAUCCGCCCUCCAGAAGCAGCUGAAUGAAGUCUUGCCGCCUUACUUAAAUGUGGCUGACACACAGCUCGCCGACCUCCGCACUAAUCAGCAGUGGCUGAAGACGAUGACAUGGCAAUUGUCCAUGAACAGUGGCAACCUGAACUCCAACGGAAACGAUCCUCUGAUGUCCUUCCAGUAUCCCAUUAACAUCGCCGGCGAUGUAUUGUCCGCUACUUCGUCAGUAUCUCAGCAAACACUCGAGCUGCUCGGAGUGCCUUUACUCGCAAAGUUGUUCGAUAUUGCUUGUGCUUUAACAGAUGUGCUGUCAUUGCAGCCAGCAUCCCGAGAUCCAUUCACAGUUGGCCCUCGUGAGCACCUCCGUCAGCUCAUGAACUUGCUCUCCGUUCUUCGUAACGGCGAUCACCGCUUUAUGCCACUACUGCUCAGCAAGGUUCACGAAGUUCUCCCACGUCUGGCCAACCCUAUGCUCCAAAACGUUCCCGAGAAUGCUUGCAAUGUGGAUAUUUUCGACGGCUUCGGAAAUGCCGGCAUGGCUCAGCCUCCCGUCAUGUCCGAAUAUGAGAAGAAAUUUCCCGUUCCCCGUGUUGAGGAGUUGAGCAACGAAUCUGGCAGCCCUCAAAAUGGCGCUCCACCAUCAUCGAACGACAUGAGCUCGCCCUUUGUCAGUUCUCCCCCCAUUCUGUCUCCUCCUAUCGAGUUUUCGUCGCAGGGGUAUAGUUCCAUGUCCGACAUGGUGAUGAGUCCCAUGGGAGCUGGUCCAUCUUCGGCCUUCAAUAAUCCCGCCACUUCGAACCCGCAACAACCGCAACAACAUCCUUCUAUGUCUGCCAUGCAGAGCAUGAAUGCUCAAUUGCAAAAUGGCAUGGGCCCUUCCAUGAAUCAGCAAAACAUGGGCAUGGACCAGAACCAAGUGAUGAAUCAGGGCUUCAAUCCUAACAUGGGACAGGGGAUGGCGAACACAUUGAGUUCGAUGGGUCAAAUGUUGGUCAACAGACAAGGCCCCGCGCGUGCCAACAGUUACAACUUGGCGGGACCUCAAAUACGAACUAUUGGUGACUUCCACGCCUUACAACGAGCAAACUCGGACAUGAGCACGAUAGGCAACUUGGGUAUGAACAACAGCCUGGGAACGGAGUUAGACUUCAACACGUUGAGGUAG